Molecule: messenger RNA, 462 nt
Organism: Angiostrongylus costaricensis
Lineage: Eukaryota; Metazoa; Nematoda; Chromadorea; Rhabditida; Metastrongylidae
Source: the annotation of a GenBank genome assembly
UUGUUCAUUAAGUGUUCCAUAAAUCUGCCUCGCUUCCAGGACCAUUCGCCAGGCCUCAGUCAAAAGAUCAAAAUACCGAAGAAGAGGUACUCUUAUGCUGAUCCCUUACAGCGCAUGGAUACGCCGGUGUUUGACAAGAAUGAAGUCAGUCAUGUCAAGAAAGGUCCUUCUUCUGCUGCAACCGUACUGACAAUGGCCGGCCUAUUCGUUGUUGGAAUAUUAUUGAUGAUGAGCGGAAUUAUUGUUCUGUUAGAGCACACGGAGACCCCGUUCAUUAUUACUGGUUGUAUGUUUCUGGGCGUCGGUUUCGCAAUGUUGCUGGUCUGUGCGGUCCUGCAACGAAAAAACAUUGUGAAAUUCGUUUUGGAUCUCAAUAGCGACCUCUACUUCUUGAACAUGAACAAAAGCUACAUGUGGAAGGUGAUGUUUGAGAAUCGUGCUGAGUUGCCGUUAUCGGAAUGA